Molecule: messenger RNA, 1239 nt
Organism: Adineta ricciae
Lineage: Eukaryota; Metazoa; Rotifera; Eurotatoria; Adinetida; Adinetidae
Source: the annotation of a GenBank genome assembly
AUGCCAGCCAUUGUUACUUCCAACAGUAAUCUUUCCGGUAACCAGCAAGUGAUUGAUGAUUCAACUCGAACAAAUGAUACUACGAUGACUAAUAGUAGCAGUACUGUUGCAGCAAAAAAGGACUCAACUCGUAAAGAAUCACCCGUACGAGUGACGAUCACCAGUCAAUUGAAUCCUAAUGCAAUUCCAUUCUAUGCUCAACAUCCAAAAUUACCUGCGCUACAAAACCCUUCUUUCACGUUUUAUGAAAGACCGCGCUUUCGACCACGUCUACCAACAGUUGUCUCGCCGGAUCGUGCACAGACCGUACCAUAUGGAAGAAAUGUCGCGACUAACAACAAUCAACAGCGAAGACCACCGCAGCACCAACAACAACCGAACUCAUAUCAAAGAUUUGUUCCUUUACGUCAAAUGGCGAUCAAGAAAAAUGUGACACAAAACAGUUCACCGAGAACAAAUACAAGAUCAACUCGAGCACCACCACCUCCUAUUGCUAAAUAUCGUUUCCAUCCUACAAAUUCGCCGAAUAAGCAAGCCUAUCCUCAACAACAACAACAGCAACAACAGCAGAAACCGCCGAACAACAUCCACGGCCCAGAACUUAUGCGUCAAACAUCAUUACCACCGGAAAAUCAGCUACUUCUAAUACCAGCAGGUCAAUCAAAUCUUUUCCAACAACGUAAAAAUCCAAUUCACCAAUCUAACACAAGUAUUCAUUCAACUACCAGUUUACCUUAUCACUACGGUAGUUCAGUCGAUCAUAAUCAACGGCUAACACCCGUCUCAGUUGGAGAACCUAUCGGUUCACGCCGCUAUCAACGCACAUGCUCGAUGGCAAGUAGUUGUAGUAGUGUUAGCGUCGACAUUGGUCCUCACUCGAUCGUUCAAUUCGAUUCAUCAUCACCGAAAGUCCUGCCCUCAUUCGACGAGCAAUACGAUUUCGAAAAGGCUAACGAAGAAUUCCGUCGUUAUCUCGAAUUAGAAGAAUUAGUUACACGCCGUUCAUCAUCGCAUUGUUCAAUGGGCUCAUCAACGGAUAUCAACGCAAGCCAACAGCAAGCACAAGCACAUUCAUAUAAGAAGGAUAUUUCCUUUUUCGAUCAUAUUUCUUGUACGGCUACAACUGGCACCGCGGUAGGUUAUACGGAAAUGGAUGAAACAGAAAAAAAUCUCGAAACAUUCGGUGAUGACGCUCUUCUCCUAGCUUCGAAAUCUACUGAUAAUGAAUGGGAAAUAUAA